GCGUGCUCGCCCGGAGCCGGUAGUCUCUUUGGAAACUUCUGCGGGGGUAAAAGAGCUAGGAAAAGCUGCGAAGCCGUGCGGGGUUUUUCCUCUUUUUUGCUCCUUCUAAUUACCCUCUCCUCCGUUUGCAUCCUUCUCUGGGCUUCACGCCGAACUUGGGAAUUUCGAAGAGGUGGUUGCAGAGUGGGAGAAAAGAGGCGUUAGGGUUUGGGAUUUUUUAUUUUUUUUUUAACUUUCUUGAUUUCAACAUUUUCCCCUACCCCUUGCGGCUGCAGCCGGCGCCUUCUACCUGCUCCGCGGCAGCCGCGCGCUGCUAGCAGCUGAGGGUUAGAAAGGAGCAGGGUGUGCUUUAGAUUUUAAACAAAAUUUUUGAAGACAAACCCAUUUUUCUCCCCUACCCCGUCUCCUCCACAGCCUCCGAGCUCUUUAUUCCGGUGGUUGCUUUGGGGUGAACAAUUUUUGCCCCCCCCCCCCUGCAGUUCUGACCAGGUCGGGCUUGGGGUUUUUGUCCGGCCCCACUCUCAGUGCGUGCACCUGGCGCUGCUCUUUUGCCCCAACCUGUUGCAAGUCUUUAAUCCCUGUAACUGGGACUUGCUUGCAGGCACCCCAGCCCACCAACUCUCCCCGCAUUUUGCAGUCGUCUGGGGAAGGGCACCUGCUCUACCUGCCAGACUUUUUUUUUAAAUUUCUCCGGCUCCCUCCUGGCCCCUUUCUCCCUGCACUCUCGCUCUCCUACCCCGCCCCACGGUAAAGGGAGAGAUUCGAGGAAGAUGGUGCUCACCGCGGUCCUACUGCUGUUGGCCGCCUGUGCGGGGCCGGCCCAGGGCCUGGGCUCCUUCGUGCACUGCGAGCCCUGCGACGAGAAAGCCCUCUCCAUGUGCCCCCCCAGCCCCCUGGGCUGCGAGCUAGUCAAGGAGCCCGGCUGCGGCUGCUGCAUGACUUGCGCCCUGGCCGAGGGGCAGUCGUGCGGCGUCUACACUGAGCGCUGCGCCCAGGGGCUGCGCUGCCUCCCCAGGCAAGACGAGGAGAAGCCCCUGCACGCCCUGCUGCACGGCCGUGGGGUUUGCAUGAACGAAAAGAGCUACCGCGAGCAAGUCAAGAUCGAUCGAGAAUCCCAGGAGCAUGAGGACCCAACCACCUCCGAGGUGGCCGAGGAGACCUACUCCCCCAAAAUCUUCCGGCCCAAGCACACCCGCAUCUCCGAGCUGAAGGCCGAGGCUGUGAAGAAGGACCGCAGAAAGAAGCUGACCCAGUCCAAGUUUGUGGGGGGAGCUGAGAACACUGCCCACCCCCGGGUCAACUCUGCCCCUGAGAUAAGACAGGAAUCUGAGCAGGGCCCCUGCCGCAGACACAUGGAGGCUGCCCUGCAGGAGCUCAAAGCCAGCCCUCGGAUGGUGCCCCGUGCUGUGUACCUGCCCAACUGUGACCGCAAAGGAUUCUACAAGAGAAAGCAGUGCAAGCCUUCCCGUGGCCGCAAACGCGGCAUCUGCUGGUGCGUGGACAAGUACGGGAUGAAGCUGCCCAGCAUGGAGUAUGUCGACGGGGACUUUCAGNACCCUACCCCCAGCCCCAACUCCAGCCACAAGUAG
This is a messenger RNA of Miniopterus natalensis, 1589 nucleotides long. NCBI's taxonomy places the organism in Eukaryota, Metazoa, Chordata, Mammalia, Chiroptera, Miniopteridae. The record is from RefSeq and is a predicted model, not a curated record.